Messenger RNA from Aspergillus calidoustus, 816 nucleotides. Lineage: Eukaryota; Fungi; Ascomycota; Eurotiomycetes; Eurotiales; Aspergillaceae. The record is from the annotation of a GenBank genome assembly.
AUGGCUAGCGCUAAAGCUUCUGGACGCCUGGAAGGCAAAGUUGCUAUUGUAACAGGAGCUGGAUCAGGAUUCGGCCACGGCAUCGCAAAGAAGUUCAUCCAAGAAGGAGCAAAAGUGAUUGUGGCCGACAUCUCGAAAGACAACGGUGAGCGAGUUGCAGCAGAGCUGAACAGCCAGUUCAUCUACACUGAUGUGACCCGACGGGACAGCUGGGAAGCACUUCUUGAAUCUACGCUGAACGAAUAUGGGAAACUGGACAUUGUCGUCAAUAACGCCGGCUCAACUUACAGCAACAAGCCUACUACCGAGGUCACCGACGCUGACUUUGACCUGUGCAUGAACAUCAACGUCAAGUCGAUAUUCCUGUCGACUAGUGUGCUUGUUCCGUACUUUGUACAAAACAACCGCCCCGGAUGCUUUAUCCAGAUAUCAUCUACUGCUGCUAUCCGUCCUCGUCCCGGCUUGACCUGGUACAAUGCGUCGAAGGCCGCGGUGAGCAAUGCAACCAAGACGAUGGCUGUUGAGUACGGGCCGAAGAAGAUUAGGUUCAACUGCGUGUGCCCCGUCGUGGGAAGUACAGGCCUAACGCAUCUCUUCCUUGGCAAGCCGGAUACAGAGGAGAAUAGGGCGGCUUUUGUGUCGACUAUACCCCUAGGCCGCCCUUCUACCCCAGCAGACGUCGCGAAUACCUGUAGCUUCCUUGCUAGUGAUGAAGCGGAGUUUAUUACAGGCGUCGAGUUAGAAGUAAGCAACCGUGAUCCCGCUAUGUUUGUUUCUUCUGACUUUGUUCAGGUGGACGGUGGCCGCUGUGUUUGA